Fusarium proliferatum ET1 is the source of this 1935-nucleotide messenger RNA. RefSeq names its product putative flavoprotein involved in K+ transport. Lineage: Eukaryota; Fungi; Ascomycota; Sordariomycetes; Hypocreales; Nectriaceae. Gene Ontology annotation, molecular function: monooxygenase activity; flavin adenine dinucleotide binding. Bases 1 to 1935 code for a protein of 644 amino acids. The record is from RefSeq and is a predicted model, not a curated record. The transcript is spliced from 6 exons.
AUGGAAGCCGACAAUGGGAUUUCCGAGCCCUAUCCCCCCGCCGCAAGUCUGCUCCAGCUCUUCGAUGAACGACCUGUCCCUGUUCUUUCACCGAAAAUCGUCGAAAGAAUAUCUUUCAAAGACAUUGAUCCAUCACACCAAGCCGCGGCCGUUGUCGAGUCCUUCCACGACGCCUUGAGAGACAAUAAUAUCCAAGCUCUUCAAGACUGCUUCUUCGCUGAUCAAGCUUACUGGAAAGAUGCAUUGGCGUUUACCUAUCAUUUGCGGACCUUUUAUACUCCUUCGGUCAUUGCUGCCAAUUUGUUGGAAACUAACAAGAUGAGAGGUCCUUCGAUGCGAUGGAACAUGGAGAACGCGGUGUUUGUCGCUGCGACACCUGUACUGCAAUUCAUUGACGUCGCGUUGUCCUUCAGAACUGUAUCGCCCGCGGCUUCAUGUAGUGCUCGAAUCGUACUACUCCCGGUUGAGAGCAGCGAGGAUAAGCUUGAAUGGAAAAUCUGGAUUCUGAGCACCAAACUUGAGAACCUUGAUAUUCAUCCAGAAAAUAAAUCCUUGCUCCACUUAACUGGUCGCAAUCGAAAUGGCAUAGCAGAGAUUGACACUGAUGUCUUCAUUAUUGGCGGCGGCAACGCCGCGGCAGCACUCGCCGCUCGGCUCAAGACCUUUGGCGUCGAUAGCAUCAUGGCUGAACGAAAUGCCCAUGUCGGCGAUAACUGGGCCAAGCGCUACGACUGCAUGAAGUUUCACGUGCCGACUUCAUUCUGCGACAUGCCUUACAUGAGCUACCCAGAAGAGCUCCGAGGCCUUCACCGUCUGAGCAAGGAUGAACUGGCCAAUCACCUGGCACAAUAUGUCGCGUCAUUCAACCUCAACGUCAUUACUUCGGCAACAAUUCAGUUGACGGUUUACAACAAGUCAAGUGCGAAAUGGACGAUUGAACUACAAACUCCUGUUAGAGCGGUUAAAGUGACUGCUAAGCACCUAGUCCAAGCAACCAGAGUUUCCUCGCAAAAGCCGUAUGUUCCUACUGUUGAAAAUGCAGAGGUCUACAAAGGAAUCAACAUCCACUCGUCGGACUACAAAAAUGGAAGAGCACUAGCCGAGCAAGGCGUCAAGUCGGUUCUCGUCAUAGGAUCAGCAAACACGGCCUUCGACAUCCUCGGCGACUGCUAUGCCGCCGGUCUCGAGUCAACGAUGGUCGUGCGAUCGCCAACUUACAUCUGCCCAUUCGAGUAUAUCUGCAACGACGUCAGUCUAGGCGCGUACAACUUUGACGUCGCACGCGGCGACAGAAUGUUUCUCAUGCUUCCAUCCGUGGUGGAAGGUCAACUUGCGCGAAAUCUCUUCAGAGGGCUCGCGUCCAAGGAGCCAGAACGCUAUACCGCUCUUAGAAAAGCUGGAUUUCCGGUGCUCGACAGUGCAGACCCUGAGCAAGCUCUCUUCUCUAAUUUGAUCGAGAGAGCUGGUGGGCACUACGUUGAUGUUGGCGGAACAGACAUUUUAGCACGAGGCAACGCCAGUGUCAAGGCAGGAGUCGAACCAAUCGCGUUUACCAAGGAUGGUCUCCAGUUCUCAGAUGGAAGCUCUGCCGUCGCCGAUGCCGUGAUUUGGUGUACCGGAUUUGCAGAUUGUGACGUUCGGUCUGUAGCCGCUGAGGUCCUGGGAGGUGAAAGAGGUGAAAGACGCAAUGCGAGCGAUGAAAAGGUCCUUGGACCGCGCGAGAUUGCUGAUCGUCUCGACGCAACAUGGGGCAUUGGCGCUGAGGGCGAAAUACGAGGAAUGUGGAAGAGACACCUGAGACUGGAGAAUUACUGGGUCAUGGGGGGUUAUACGCAGCAGCAUCGAUGGCACUCGCGGACGUUGGCUUUGCAGAUCAAGGCUACUUUGGAGGGGAUUCUUCCUCCGGCUUAUCGGAAGACUCUAAGGAGAGAUUAG